This is a messenger RNA of Biomphalaria glabrata, 2286 nucleotides long. Its product is annotated as galactocerebrosidase-like. NCBI's taxonomy places the organism in Eukaryota, Metazoa, Mollusca, Gastropoda, Planorbidae. The record is from RefSeq and is a predicted model, not a curated record. The transcript has 7 exons. Bases 1813 to 2262 code for a protein of 149 amino acids. Gene Ontology annotation, biological process: galactosylceramide catabolic process. Gene Ontology annotation, molecular function: galactosylceramidase activity. Gene Ontology annotation, cellular component: lysosome.
ACUAGGCUCGAUUGGUUACCUUGGCUGUGGAAAAGGAAAGAUUUAAAGUUCUUGAAGUGUUCAGUAUCCUCAUUUUGUAAUUAAAACUGAUGCAUGAUGGGCAUUAAUAUUUUUACUUUAUAUUUUCAUGUUUCCAACUGUGAAUUGCCUCUUACUUUAAAAUUUAGCUCUAGCUGGAUAACUUUGUGCAAUAAAAAAUUAUGUUUAGUUUUGCAAAUUAUAAUUUAUGUAAGUAAAUUCCCUUUCAGACCUUGUGGUCUAUAGUGCAGAUGAUAUAAAGGUCAUCUGUUUCUGUGGCCUACUGCUAAGGAGGGAGUCAUGUGGCCAGCACAAUGACCAACCGCCUUUACUUUCCCCAACUAAUGGCAGGUACCCAUUAGAGCUGGGCUGACUCAGAGGCGCCCGAAGAUCCCAAAAUUAAAAAUUCCGUCUUCACAAGGAUUCGAACCCCGAUCUCCGGUUUGGAAGCCAAGUGCUUUACCACUCAGCCACCGUGCCUCUGAAUAAUUUAUGUACCACAUCUAAAAUUCACCUUUAUACUUGUAGAACUAUGCCUGGAAUCAAAUUGCAAGUUACUACUAUGGGCUGCCAUACUAGAAAUGGUCUUAUAACUGCAUUAGAACCUUGGUCAGGCAACUAUAAUUUUAGCCCCCCCCCCCCUUUUCAUAUGGAUAGCAGGUAAAUCUUUCAUUUAGAGCCAAAUUAUAUAACCCUAACCAUAUUUAUACAAUAAAAGUGCACUGAGCAUGUUAUAGUAGAAAGAAGACACAUUAUAGAAAUCUUAUAUAUAAGAAUUAGGAUACCAUUAUGGAUACAAGAAAAAAAUCUUUUCUGUAGUGAAACUAGAUCUGUAUGGAUAAUGGUUUGCUUAUAAUGUUUAAUACAGCCAAUCAACCUUGCUAGUACAUCUGGUAACAGGUACAUCUCUUAUGUCUAAAAUGACCAGUGUGUGUGUUUUGUAUCAAGGAUGUGCAUGUUGUUGGUUGUGAAAAAUUGUUUGAUGUGACUGCCAAGGCUUUUUACAAAUCUUUUGUUUGUGUGUAUGUGUUUUUUUUUUAUUUUUUUUUAAAUUUUAUAUUGUAAUCUGAAUGGUGGGAAAAAAUGUAAACCACUACCUUGACUGUCAAAAACAGUAAACCUAAAAUUUUGUAGUUUUAAACAAAUUGAAUCACACUUAUAACAUAUAUAAUAUAUAGAUUUAUAACAUUAAAUCACACUUAUAAUACAUACAGGCUGGUCAUGCGGUAUAUACGCUGAACUAUUAUUUGGACUUCUUGAUGGUCCUGGGUUAAUAGCCUGCCUGCUUCCAUCCCCUAUCAUCCUGCGGGAUGUUUGGACUGGGAAGUAAAUUAUCUUCAACUCUGAAGGAACAUCUAAAACAUUUUUUUGUUUUCCUUUCUCAGCACAUACAACUCAAUUUACUUCUAUUGGUUGGAAAUAUUUAAAUCAUGACAGUGGCAUAGGUAAAUUACCAAAAAGUGGAUCUUAUGUUGGAUUGAUCAGCCCUGAUGGAACUGACCUAACCAUUGUAAUUGAAACCAUAGUCCUGGUAUACCCUGGUAUGAUGUUCACCCACAACUUGUAACUUUAAAUCUUAAAGGAAGUUUGUUUGUGUCUGACCAAGCAGUUCUCAAGUUAGGGCUUGAUGAAGUCUACAAACUGACCACUACAUCUACUGGACAAAAAGAAUCAUACACUGACCCCCUCCCUCCCAACCAUAUCCUCUGCCUUAUCUUGAUGACUUUGAAGUACAGGAACCAUUCAAUCUUGCCCAGCAGACAGUCUCCUAUGAAUUAGAAGUUUAUUAGACAAAUGGUUUUAGAGAUUCCAGUAGCCUAUCAUGAUUCUGAUCUGCACAACAAAUCAAUUAGUGUUAUUGGUUCCAAUACUUGGUCUGAUAUUUCUGUGGAAAUAAAUGUCCAUAUUCCCACCUUAAAUUCUACUAGUCGAGUUUUUGUAGCUGCCAGAGUGGAUCAAGGUGAAUGUAAUGUUUUUAAAGUUCAAGACAUUUAUUUAUAUGGACUUCAAAGUGGCGUAUAUCAACUUAGUAAUGAUUUUGCUCGAACCAAGAUCACUCAACAAGGUUCAGUUCAAAUUCCAGCUGGAUGGCACAUUUUGUCUUUGUUAGUUCAGGGUACAAAUGCACUUGGAGCUUUUGAUGGUGUUCUGUUCAAUGCAACAAUUCCCACCUCUCCAGAAGCUGGCUUUGCAGCUAUUGGCACAGACAGCUAUGGCUUGGAUGAUUUUAUAAUCUUGUAUUAGAUUCAGCUACUAAUGGCUUUAAAA